UAUUUUCCUAUCGUUUCUCGCUUUAAUUGAGUGUGUAAUAAACAGCGGAAAAAAUACAGAAGCGACGCUCCGUUCGAAGCAAAUUGUGGAUAGUGUAUUUUUUUUUUACUUCGUGAGACUGCCAUUACUACUGUGUGUCAAAUUAAGGCGGACAACUAAAAUGAGGAAGGAAAAUCUCAAACGUAAAGGCAUCGAUGAUGUGGAGAACUCAGCCGGUGAAAGUGGCGAAAACGACGAAGCCGCGUCCUCCCCGGUCGAAAAAGAUGAAAAGGAUGACCAGGAGAACGAUGCUAACGAUAAUGCGGCAGAAAAUGGUGCCGCUAAGGGAACCGAAGACGAAGAGUUCGAAGACGCCGAAAGUGGUGAGAAAGUGGACGAAAAUGACGCCGACGAUGCUCGGGAAAAUGGCGAUGAGGCCGACGAUAAUAGCGGCAAAACGUCGGAAUCAACGCCACCGAAAAAGUUCGGUCGUGCAAAAGGUAAGCCGGUAAAGAAGACCGCCCAGGAAGCAAAUGGCGCCGAUAAAGAGAAAGAAAAUGGUGACGAUAAUGCAGAGCAUGAGAACGACGAGGAGAAUGCGGAUGACGAGGAUGAUGAUGCGGGGGAGGACAAAAAAGAUGCCGAUUCCGAUUUCGAAUCGAACCCGAAGAAGGCCAAGAAGGGAGGCGGUGCGGGAGCCAAGCGGGGUGCAAAGAAGAAGUCACCCAAAAAGCCGGUCAAGGCUAAGGCAAAGGGUAAAAAGGAGAAGGAUGUAGAAGAUGAGGAAGAAGAGGAGGAAUACGAGGUGGAGGACAUUGUUGACCACCGGAAGGAACGCGGUGGCAAGAUGGUUUAUCGUAUCCGUUGGAAGAACUAUGGCGAGGCUGACGAUACCUGGGAGCCGGAGGCAACCUUAUCGUGCCCGGAUAUCAUCAAGAAGUACAAGGCCAAGCUGGAGAAGGAAGAUUCGGCUCCAGCUGCGAAGAGAGGAAGACCAUCUUCCAAAUCGGCCCCGGCCGCUAAGAAGGGAGCUGGCCGAGGACGUAAACCUGGCAAGAAAGUGGCACCGAAGGAGGAAUCGGACGAGGAAGAUGAGGAGGAUGAUGGUAAGGAAUAUGAGGUCGAAAGAAUAAUCGAUGUCCACAUCAAGCGGGGAGGAGUGCGGGAAUACUUGGUCAGAUGGAAAGGUUUCACCGCUAAGGAUGAUACUUGGGAACCCGCCGAUAAUCUGAGCUGUGCCGAUCUGAUCGAAAAGUUCAAUGAGAAGCUGGACAAGUCCAAAAGCGCCACUGUUAAGGAACUGCGAGUCAACCGAAAACACACCGAGCGCCUAAGUCUUACCGAAAGGGGUCGCAAAACUUCACGGCGCAAUGCGAGCAAGAUACGUGUUAAUUAUUUUGAUGGCGAGUAAUUAUAACGAUGAUCCACCCAUUUGAUGAACAAAAUGAACUCUAUGAUUCAAUAGCGGAGACAGGAGCAUGAGAAGAGAAACGUAAAAAAGCACAUUUGAUUGCAUUUAGAUUGUGUCACAAGUGUCAAUAUCUGAUAAUUGAUGUUUUAAGACUACGGACUAUGUGCUAAGUGCAUCCGUUAGGUUUAUUUGAAAAGUCAAAAUUUUAGGUUUUUCGCCGUUGGCGAAUUUGUCGUAUCCUACAGGUAGAUGAAGCUAUUACAAACAAAUGUAUCGGAAUGAAAAACAAAACUCUUGUAAUAAUAAUGAUAAUAAACCACAACUUAGUAACUA
This is a messenger RNA of Toxorhynchites rutilus septentrionalis, 1723 nucleotides long. Its product is annotated as aspartic and glutamic acid-rich protein-like. The transcript has 2 exons. The record is from RefSeq and is a predicted model, not a curated record. Gene Ontology annotation, biological process: negative regulation of transcription by RNA polymerase II; chromatin organization. Gene Ontology annotation, cellular component: pericentric heterochromatin. Gene Ontology annotation, molecular function: chromatin binding. Lineage: Eukaryota; Metazoa; Arthropoda; Insecta; Diptera; Culicidae. Bases 161 to 1390 code for a protein of 409 amino acids.